AUGGUUGAUGAGGAUGGUAUGCCUCUGAUUGAAAUGAUAACCGAGGAAGCGGCUAUGAUUGAAGAAGUCAACGCGAUGGGUGAAAACCCAAAAGGAUGGUUCGUUGACACGGGUGCAACCCGCCAUGUUUGUGGAGAUAAGGCUCUUUUCUCUACAUUCAAGGAAGCGUCGGGUGAAGAAAAGCUUUAUAUGGGAAAUAAAGUUACCGCAAGCAUCAAGGGGGAAGGCACUGUCAUCCUGAAGAUAACGUCUGGCAAGGAGCUUACUUUGACCAACGUGCUUUAUGUCCCAGAGAUAAGGAAGAAUCUCGUGUCGGGAUGGAUGCUCAACAAGUUUGGAUUUCGUCUAGUGUUUGAAUCGGACAAUUUUGUUCUUUCUAGACGUGGAAUGUUUGUUGGAAAGGGCUAUGCCCUUAAUGGAAUGUUUAAAAUGAAUGUAAUGGUUGUGAACCAAAACAAGAAAAUGAAUGAAAGUUGUUCUUCUACUUACAUGAUUGAGUCUUCUAAUGUUUGGCAUGUUUCUUCAAGUCCAGCUAGUAUAAAUAGGGUGGUACCUCUGUUGAAGAACGACACCAAAUUAACCAGCUCUAAUCUUUCUCUCUCACAGAAUUCUUCAUCUUCUCUCAAGGAGCAAGGUACACCUUCGGGUUGGAGUUAA
This is a messenger RNA of Helianthus annuus (common sunflower), 657 nucleotides long. RefSeq lists its product as uncharacterized. The record is from RefSeq and is a predicted model, not a curated record. The coding region runs from base 1 to 657 and encodes 218 amino acids. The transcript has 2 exons. NCBI's taxonomy places the organism in Eukaryota, Viridiplantae, Streptophyta, Magnoliopsida, Asterales, Asteraceae.